Cryptotermes secundus is the source of this 1303-nucleotide messenger RNA. RefSeq names its product enkurin. The transcript is spliced from 6 exons. Bases 234 to 1196 code for a protein of 320 amino acids. Gene Ontology annotation, cellular component: acrosomal vesicle. NCBI's taxonomy places the organism in Eukaryota, Metazoa, Arthropoda, Insecta, Blattodea, Kalotermitidae. The record is from RefSeq and is a predicted model, not a curated record. Gene Ontology annotation, molecular function: calmodulin binding.
AAAAACCUGUGGUAAAAGCGUUGCCAAGCUACAUAGCAACAAAUUUUAACAGCUAGAAAGAAACACGAUAACCUCACAUUUAAAAAAGUUCAAAGAAGAAGGAACAAAAUUGCUGUGUCAUAAAAGAAUUUUUAAAGCCAGUCGUAUAGUGAUGAUAUAGUAAAACAAAAUUCAAAUGCCCUUAAAGGUCGCUUAUUAAAUACUAUUUGAUAUUUCGACGGUAAUCAAUAAGAAUGUCGACAGUAUUGCUCACAGCUCAUGACGAAAAUAUAUACAAUAUUAUUAAGAAGGAGGACGCGAAACCAUCUCCGAAAAUAAGUGCUAAGCCACCAUUCAUAACUAAACUGCUGGAGGCUGAAGGAAAACGGAACAAAUGCUGUCAUAAAACAUUUGGUUUUGCCAAAGUUCCUCUUAACACACCAUCGGAAUAUCUAAAAAAGAAUUCUCGCAUAUUGCCCCAUUGUCCAAAGAUUGAAGAACCACGUUGUCUGCUCUCACAGCGUCUUCCGAAGAUCCCCACACGCAUACAGGCUGCAAAGAAGCAGCAAGAUAAGCAAGCAGAAGAUGCUUCCCAGUGUUGCUCAUAUCCAGUAGUUAAAGAAGAAAUAAAGCCUGAAGCAAAACAGGAUUUGGAACAAACUCAAGGCAACCCUAAAAGGAAAGGGAAAGACAGGCAUAAUUACUGUCAUCAGAAUAUAGUACAGGCAGUAAGACUUGUUCCUCAUCAACCAAAACACAAUUAUGUUGACACAAAAAAGGGAGAUGCUCAUGCUUUGCAGUCUUCUGGUCUGGAACCUCAUUAUAUUCUGAGAAAGACCUUUGGAAAAAAUCCAAAUUACCUGCACCAUUGUCAGUUACGAGCAGAUGCACCAGAGAAGGAAAAAGAAACAGAAAAAAAGCAGUUCAAAGUUGACGGACGUUAUAUCACAGAGCGAGAAAGAAAGGCAUUGCUUCAGGGCCUGAAACACAACCGGGAAGAACUACAAAAAGCAUACCAACUGUUGCCUAUUCUUACAGACACAGUAACAAAGAAGAAGAAUAAAAUCAAGCUUGAGGAAGAGCUGAAACAACUUGAGAGUAGCAUAAGCACCCUUGAAUGCCACCCUUACAUUUAUGUGACAGAUGCCACCUGUAGUGAGUUUGGUUAUGAUCCAGAUUCUAAUGAAAUGUGGAGUAAACAAGUACAAAUUGCAUAAAGUCUUAAAAUUUUGAUAUGGGAUGUUACAGGUCUUGAACAUACUGAAAAGAAAUAUAUUGAAACAAAAUUUUCUGAAACAAUAAAUUACAGGUACUUAACAGGAGA